This is a messenger RNA of Ilyonectria robusta, 2623 nucleotides long. Its product is annotated as peptidase family M49-domain-containing protein. The record is from RefSeq and is a predicted model, not a curated record. Gene Ontology annotation, molecular function: metalloexopeptidase activity; dipeptidyl-peptidase activity. NCBI's taxonomy places the organism in Eukaryota, Fungi, Ascomycota, Sordariomycetes, Hypocreales, Nectriaceae. Gene Ontology annotation, biological process: proteolysis. Bases 275 to 2551 code for a protein of 758 amino acids. Gene Ontology annotation, cellular component: cytoplasm. The transcript is spliced from 8 exons.
GCAUGAUCUUUUUGUCCAAAACACAAACCGGAGGCUUCCUUGGGCAAGUUUGGUUCCUGUCAGGCCACUGCCCCUCGAUGCAACUGACAUCACCACCUCUGCCUAGAAUGUAAAGGCGGGGAAAUGGACACAUGGACACUAGCCGUAACAGGCAUCUGCUGCCUGCGCCUCACCAAAGGUCCCCGCGUCUCCUGGACACGUUUGGCGGCUGGUCCAAAGGUCCCCAAGGUCGAUUGGGCGGCAGUGAGAAUCGGCCGCUGUAAACCGAACCCUCAUGUCUUCUCCAAUCUCACCGUCUUUCAUUCUUCGGAGACUGCCUUCACUCCGAAUCGCAGCCUUCAAGCCCUCGAUCCCAACACGCCGUCGCGUCCCUCACUUUCCCAGGUCUUUCCGACAGACUCAUCAGAGAUUUUCCACCUCAGCCAUCAUGAACUCCAACGAGCUGGUCCACUACCUCGCCGACCAGCCGCCCUCGGUUGUCAGGCUGGAGAUUGAGAAGCACUUUGAGGCUUUGACCGACAAGCAGAAGCGCUAUGCUCACUUUAUCAGCAAGGCCGCCUUUGCUGGCACCAGAAUUGUUUUGCGACAAAUCUCCCCUGAGUCUGAGGCUAUCUAUGACCUGAUUCUCGCUCUCCACAAGUCUGUCGGCGGCGACUGGAACGCCCUGGCCAGCAAGGCUGGCAUUGAGGAGUCUGAACUCACUCUCUUCCUCGAGUAUGCUGUCAUGUUCCUCGGCAACAACGGCAACUACAAGAGCUUCGGUGACUCCAAGUUCAUUCCCCGAUGCAGCGAGAAGAGCGUGGCUGCUCUCGCGGCCACCUGCCCUGUGGCUACCAAGUUCUACGAGGCCACCGGAGGCGCCAUCUUUGGUGCCGCCAGCCCGGCCAUCAUGCACUUGGGAUACCCGGAUGACGGCCACAUGACCACCUACUACCCGGAGUCUUCAGAAAUCACCAAGGAGGAGAUCAAGGCCAUUUCUGACUGGAUGGAGUCCAAGGGACAGCUCCCCGAGAACAACCGGUUGCGAAAGCUGUCUGAUGGCAACUUUGAGAUCCUGAUUGCUUCUGCUGUGACUAGUGUUCCCUCACAGGGUGGUGACAUUGGAAAGGAGACUCAAUUCACUAUCGAAGAUGGUGUUCUGAAGGGCAAGACUAUUAAGCUUACCUUCGGAGACUAUGCCGAGGAGAUGAAGAGCAUCGCUGCAUACAUCGACAAGGCUGGCGAGAACGCGGACAACGAGACACAGAAGAGCAUGCACUCAGCUUACAGCAAGUCCUUCGAGACUGGUUCUUUGGAGGCAUUUAAGGACAGCCAGCGAUACUGGAUCAAGGACAAGGGCCCCAUGGUGGAGUCUAACAUCGGUUUCAUCGAGACGUACCGAGACCCUGCUGGCAUUCGUGGCGAGUGGGAAGGCUUUGCUUCCAUGGUAAACAUGGAACGAACCCGCGCCUUUGGUGAGCUUGUCGCCGCAGCUCCAGGCCUUAUCCCACUCCUGCCUUGGGGCAAGGAGUUCGAGAAGGACAAGUUUUUGUCCCCUGACUUCACCUCCCUGGAAGUUCUUACCUUUGCUGGCUCUGGUAUUCCUGCGGGCAUCAACAUUCCUAACUACGACGAUAUCCGACAAACUGAGGGCUUCAAGAAUGUGUCUCUCGGAAACGUCAUGAGUGCCAAGGCCCCCAAUGAGAAGAUCCCCUUCAUUCGAGAGGAGGACCUGGAGGUUUACAAGAAGCAGCGUGAUGCCUCUUUCGAGGUCCAAGUUGGUCUUCAUGAACUUACUGGUCACGGCUGCGGUAAGCUCCUGCAGGAGACCUCCGCUGGGUCUUUCAACUUUGACAAGGAAAACCCUCCGGUCAGCCCCGUCGAUAACAAGCCCAUCUCAACUUGGUACAAGCCUGGCCAGACUUGGGGGUCCGUUUUCGGUAGCAUCGCUGCCUCGUAUGAGGAGUGCCGAGCCGAGCUUGUCGCCAUGCACCUUAGCUGCGAGUUCCCUGUCCUCAAGAUCUUUGGUUUUGGCGAUGGUUCUGAGGAUAUCAACGGCGAGCCCGGUGAUGUCCUAUAUGCCUCUUACCUCUCCAUGGCUCGCUCUGGCCUUGGAGCCUUGGAGAUGUGGGAUCCCAAGAGCCAGAAAUGGGGACAGGCUCACAGCCAAGCCCGUUUCUCCAUCCUCAAGUGCUUCCUCGAGGCCGAGGACGAUUUCUGCAAGCUCGACUACAAGGAGAGCGAUCUGUCAGAUCUGACUAUCAAGUUGGAUCGCUCCAAGAUUCUCACGGCAGGCCGCGAUGCUGUUGCCAAGUACCUGCAGAAGCUGCACGUCUACAAGUCCACCGCUGACGUUAAGACCGGCACGGACUUCUACGUUCACAUGACUACUGUUGACACUGAAUUCUGGGGCAAGAAGGUCCGCGACGUUGUCCUUGCCAACAAGCAGCCCCGUAAGGUCUUCGUCCAGGCCAAUACCUACUUGGAUGAUGCUACGGGUAAGGUCUCGAUUAAGCACUACGAGGCGUCGCUCGCUGGCAUGGUUGAGAGUUGGGCAGACAGGAACUUGUAAGGUAGCAUAACCGGGAACAUUUGGCACUCAUGAUCAUGAAAGAGGGUUGGAUAUUGUAGAAUAGAAGAAAGC